This is a messenger RNA of Dinoponera quadriceps, 1292 nucleotides long. RefSeq names its product ribosome biogenesis protein NSA2 homolog (gene Ip259). Bases 416 to 1195 code for a protein of 259 amino acids. The transcript is spliced from 2 exons. Gene Ontology annotation, biological process: maturation of 5.8S rRNA; maturation of LSU-rRNA. The record is from RefSeq and is a predicted model, not a curated record. Lineage: Eukaryota; Metazoa; Arthropoda; Insecta; Hymenoptera; Formicidae. Gene Ontology annotation, cellular component: preribosome, large subunit precursor; nucleolus.
AAAAGAUCUGCUCGGCACGUGGCCGACAAGAUGCGAGUACUGUCGAAGCGAACAUACGCUUGCUGCAAUACGCGCGUUGCGAUUGAUAAUUGAACGUAUCGCAACGAUUACGCUUGAUCGCGAUAUAUUGCAACGGCGAAGACGACAUAAUUGCGCGAAUAUCCGCGAGGUUAGCUUUGCUUCGCGGUGUCAGCGAAAUAACCGAUAGUGCUGCUUCAGUGGCUUCCAUUUUCUUUGGUCACUUUUUGCGGUCCGCAGGUACCGUCAAUAUUAUAAACGUGGUCAUUACAGUAAAAGCGACAUGACAAAUCUUCUCGCACCUUUGAUAACUUAUACAUUAUAACGCAAAUAAUAAUCGAACGAAGCACGUAGGGUAGUAAUCCUAUGCGAGAGGAAGAAUCAUCCGCAUAACGAAAUGCCGCAGAACGAGUAUAUCGAGAGGCACCGUAAACUCUACGGUCGUCGCUUGGAUUAUGAGGAAAGAAAGAGAAAAAGGGAGGCUCGCGCGCCUCACAAACGAGCGGAGCAAGCCCGUAGUUUGCGCGGUCUCAAGGCCAAGAUGUUCAAUAAGGAGCGACGCAACGAGAAGAUCCAGAUGAAGAAAAAGAUCAAAGCCCAUGAAGAAAGGAAGAUCAAGGAGAAGUCUGAUAAACUGCCAGAAGGAGCUUUGCCUGUCUAUCUGUUGGAUCGUGAUGUGACCCAACGCGCAAAAGUACUGUCCAAUAUGAUCAAGCAGAAACGGAAGGAAAAGGUUGGCAAGUGGGACGUUCCGAUACCUAAAGUCAGAGCGCAAUCAGAAUCGGAAGUUUUUAAAGUUCUGAGAAGUGGCAAAUCAAAGCGAAAGUCUUGGAAAAGAAUGGUGACCAAAGUGACUUUCGUCGGGGAAAACUUUACGAGGAAACCUCCCAAAUUCGAGAGAUUCAUCAGACCAAUGGCGUUGAGGUUUAAAACCGCCCACGUAACUCAUCCUGAGUUGAAAGCAACGUUCUCCUUGCCAAUCAUCGGUGUCAAGAAAAAUCCCAGCUCCCCAAUGUACACAAGUUUGGGUGUUAUCACGAAGGGUACCAUUAUCGAAGUAAACAUCUCGGAAUUGGGUCUUGUGACGCAAUCGGGCAAAGUUGUGUGGGGCAAAUAUGCACAAGUUACCAAUAAUCCUGAAAACGACGGAUGCAUUAACGCUGUUUUGCUUGUAUAAACCGUUUCGAACACACUAUUAUUACCUGUAAGAGACUGCAUUUCUAAAUUAUUCACGUAUGUGAUGAUAAUUUCUUAAAUAAAAAUUUCCCAAGAAA